GUGUGCUGCGAGUACACAUACAACGCGACCAUCAUCAUCAUCAGCGUCGUCGAUUGUUUCAAACAAUUGCAAUCCAUCGGAUCUCGGAUCGGAUUCUCUAUUGCACUCCAUUUCGGCACUCCGGGCACUCGGCAGACUUUUUUUCUCGGACGUCGCGGCGCUGCGCUGCGUCUAUCCGGUUUAUUUUUUUUUUUUGAUUCGCUCGUUUUUUCGAUGUUGUUGGCUGUGAUUUUUUAAUUGGAGAUUUUUGUUUUUCCGGUGCGAUUUUUGUGGCAAACCGGGAAUGAUAUUUUGUUGUUGUUUUAUUGGGAGCGUUACUGGAUGUUAAUGUUUCAUCGCUACCCCCUCCACCUUCGCAACUCAAAGUAUUCAAGACGUGACUGCGCAAACGUAAAUGUACCAAAUAUACAUUCUUCGAUCAAUUAAGUAAAGGGCCCAGUGGCGCGCGUACCGCUGCUGCGCUUAACAUAGACGACAUCAUAGAAAUCGGGACCAACGGCACAAUCAUUGGCGUAGAGAUUGCCCCGUCGCUUUGCCCAAUGGGGGCCGAGACCACCCCCUCGGAGCAACAGUACUCGUUGCGAUGGAACGAUUUUCAUUCCUCAAUCCUCUCGUCGUUUCGACAUCUCAGGGACGAGGAGGAUUUUGUAGAUGUAACCCUCGCCUGCGACGGUUGUUCCUUCACGGCACACAAGGUGGUGCUAUCAGCAUGCAGUCCCUAUUUCAGGAGGUUACUAAAAGCAAAUCCCUGUCAACAUCCCAUAGUAAUAUUAAGGGAUGUUCAACACAAAGAUAUGGAAAGUCUGUUAAGGUUUAUGUAUAAUGGAGAAGUUCAUGUAGGCCAAGAACACCUUACAGAUUUUCUAAAGACUGCGCAAAUGCUCCAAGUAAGGGGGUUGGCUGACGUUCCAGCCGGUGCUGGCCAAAGACUGACCACCACAGCCACUCCAACGCCGACAAAUCCCUUAGCUACCUCAGAACAAAAAAUUUCACCGAAUUCUUCCUCGUUGCCUUGGGCCACCGACCGUCCAGAGCCCCGUUUAAGGGAAACCGGCGACUCACCACCCCCGGCCAAAAGGGCGCGGAGCAGCGACAGAUUAGAUAGUUUUACAGAAAGACUUACCCCUUCAUCCAGGACUAAUAAUAACCCGGCUGAUAUAUCUGCUGACUCGUUAUUAGGGCAGGCACUGGAAGGGGGAACUAACUUAUCCAUCAAAGAGAAAUCAAGCAAUAACUCAGAAUCACCAAACCAUUUGCAAUCAACGUGCGAGGAUAGCAACAGCAGCGACCUGAGCGACAAUGGUGAAAAUGGACCCGUUACCCCAAAGACUGAACCAUCUGAUUACCCAAACAUAAUGGACGAUCACAAUAAUCCUUUUCACACGAACGGAGGAGUCAUGGAUCAAAACAGGCCUCCAUCGUUUCCAGGUGCCUUGCUAGGACUACAAGAUUAUGCACUUGCAGGACUGAGCGGACUGCCAGGAUUACCGGGACCCUCAGGAGUUCCCGGAAGUAUGAAUGAUUUUGGUGCUCGACGUUCCUUAGACAUGAUGCGAGUUCGAGCAACAGACCCCCGUCCAUGUCCGAAAUGCGGCAAAAUCUACAGGUCGGCUCACACGUUACGGACACAUUUGGAGGAUAAACACACCGUCUGUCCGGGAUAUCGAUGCGUCCUGUGCGGGACAGUAGCUAAAUCUAGGAACUCCUUACACUCGCAUAUGUCUAGGCAACAUAGAGGAAUCAGUACGAAAGAUCUACCUGUGUUACCUAUGCCGGCACCGUUUGAUCCUGAAUUAGCUAGCAGGUUACUAGCAAAAGCAGGAGUAAAAAUCAGUCCAGCAGAACUAAGAGCGAGAGCAUCACCAACCGGUCCACGACGGUCCGAUGUCAAAUUGGACGCAAAGAGCGCAUUCUCAGGAGCACCAUCCGAAGCCGGUAGUUCGAUAUGCGGAGAUAACGAUCCAGAAGACUUGACCGUAACGCAGUCCAGGUACGGUGGCAUGGACCUUUACAAUGCGAUGUCACCACCAUUAAAUAGUCAUAAUAAUUUUAAGAAUAAUAGGUUUAACUCAUUAAGUCCAGCAGUGGCAGCAAAAAGUAUCGACUCGUUACAACAUCUGUCCAAAGAACCUUAUCCAGCUCCAUUAGCUCCUCCAGUUUCCACAACGGGAAACACUACUGGAUCGGCCAUUCUAGAUACAUAUUUGCAAUUUAUUACCGAGAAUACUCAGAUGAUGGGUAUGAUCAAUCCAGAAACUGCCGCAGCGAUGCACGCUGCUAAGUUGGCACAACUUAAUGCCAUGGGCAUGGACAAAGGAAUGCAACAGCAUUUUCUAGAAAAGAUGCAUCAACAAAUGCAGAGCGCCAAUGAUCUAAUGAUCAAAAGGGGCGACGAGAAUGACAGGGGCAUGAUGAACGAGAGAAGUAAUAUGGGACAUGAAGAAGGUGAUAGUUCAGGUGGUGAAGAGGAGGAUUAUAGUGACGAGGAGGUCGAGCCUGAAGGUGUAAAAGCCGGCGAAUAGUUUUCGUUUUGUUUUAAAAAACAAUUUUAUAAAGGUGAUAUGAUUUGUUAGAUCAAAAAGUGUUCUUGCUGCCGCUGAACUUGCCAUGUAGAUUUAGAAAGGAAAACCACACCUGUGUAUAAAUUCACCUUGACUACCUCAGUUUGUUUUACGUUCUGGUUUUAGUAAAUACAGUUAAAAAGUAAUUAUUCCGAUCCAUCUACCUCAGUAGAAAUUACACAAAUGUAAGUAGUAAAAUAAUAAAUUAGUGAUCGCACUAUACGCCAAGAUAAUAAGGGUUAAUGAUGUAUACGGUAAAUAUUAUAUUAUUGCUAUAUUACGUUUAUACCUCUACAGUGCAUUAUAUUGUGCGGGUAAUAUUGGUGUUUUUAGAUGCCUCUCUUAUUAUUGGUAGAUUCAUAUUUAGAGUGAGAUUUUUAUUAUAUAUAUAUAUAUGUAUAUUGUAUACUUCCUUCGAGUAAAAGUUAGAAAAAUCUUAAAAGAAUAUUCUUUUAAGGAUUUUUUAAAAUAAUGUCCUCUAAUGGCAAUAAAUUUUAGAACAAUCUUGUAGCGUACUGAUAUACUGUUGUAUACUCGUCAUAGUAAACUAGGAAAUAUGUGUUUCUUAACUGCCGUAAAAUACAAAAUCCAGCAAAAUCCGGGUGAAAAUGGUACAAAAAUCAGUUUUGCCUUCAAAAUAAAUAUAAAUUCAUAUUUUUAUAAACGAUUUUCCAUAAUUUAAAAAAAUGGCAAAUCUUCCUUGUAAAUGUUAGCUUCCAAAUGAAUUUUCAAAUAUGCUAAAAAAAUAAUAUGCUUCCAUAAAAAGCAAUUCUUAGAUAUUACAAUCAGUAAGUUGUUAGGUAAGUUAAAAAGGUAAUUGGCUUUGACUCAGGAUUAAUUAAAAGUAUAUCAUGAAUAUAUCUCCAAAGUACAAAAUAAUCGGUUAAUAUCAAAAAUCAUUGUUGUGUUGUUCAUGUUAUGUCUUAUUGUUAUUUUUAAUUAACUGCUAUUUGUUUCUCUUAAUACAAUUAUAAUUAAUGCAAAUUCAAAUUGUUAAUUAUUUUUUGUUUUGUUGAAACUGCUACAAGAUGCACAAGAGCGUAGUGUCCCAUUUUGAUUUCUGGUUUUUAUAAAUUUAUGGCAGAUUAUGUAAAAGAUCUGUAGUUUUUUUCUCAAGUAACCUUUGUUAAAAUACUUUAAAAUUUUGUUUUAAUGAUUUUUUUUUAAAGAAAAUUAAUGAUGUACUAGUAGAGUUAUGUAUAAAAUCACUGCGAUGAAAAAAUAGUUCUAAUGGUUAGUUGCGUCGACGUUUCUGGAAUAUUCCUAUUUGUGAAUAUUCCUCUAAUUAGAAAAAGUAAUCUGAGAUCAAAAAAAUUCUUGAGGGCUUGUGAAUAUUCCUGGUUUUUCGUAUUUACACAUUGGCAAUAUAGCGCUUAGUACACUCAUGCGUUCUAAGCCUACGAUAUACUAUAUCGUAGUUCAAAGCUCAUUGAAUGAUUUCUCAUUUUGGCACGUAAUCAAUUAAAUAUUCGAGUAACACUCUAUGGAGCCAUCAAUGAAGCUAAAGAAGUCCAUUUUUUCAUUAAAAAAUAUCAAACCUUUUUUUACUUUUUUUAUGAUAGCAGCAAAAUCUCUAAUCUAACUCUUGAUAAUUUUACUAGCAAUAACGUCUGCAGUAUUAAUAUCGCCUUUAUCAAUUACUUUGCCUCUAGAUGGCAAAGAAGAACUUUGUGUGCUACAAAAUAUGUAUCUCUAUAAAUAGGACUUUAGCCAAUUCCAGUCUAAUAUUUAGCCAAUCAUUUUCACGUUUAAAUUUUCAUAGAACCCUCACAGUUCUUUGUUCCUAAGUUUUCAAGUUUUCUCAUUAUGAAAAUAUCCGAGUUUCUAAGUUUUUUCAAGAUUAUUUUUUUCUCUUUCUUUAUGUCAUAUAUGUCAGGGGUCACGUAUAAGGGGCCCAUCCAUAAGUUCCGUAAGACCUUUUUUAACCAUUUAGGACCCCUUCUUUCCCUCUGUGUAAGAUUUUAUAAGAUGUUUUUUGUUGUCAACGUAUGACAAACAUUUUUGUUUUUUUCCUUGCUGUUCAUGUAAUGUGAUAGAGAUCAAUUUCGUUAUUCUAAUAAAUGUAGGAAAAUUAUCAAUACAUUUCUUGACACAACCCGUAGAGAAAACUGUGUAGAUUUAAAAUUAUAAUAGUAAUAUUUGCACUAAGGUUCAUGCUAAUCACAGUUUAGAUGUCUUUUGAUUCUUAUAUAAUUCGAUUUGUAUCCUAUACAUGUUAGUGAAAAGUAUAAAGGGUUCAUCAAUGACAAUCAAACAUCUUUGGUUCAAACGUCAUUUUACAAUGGACGGAAUAAUCGGUACUGACUCUUUCUGCCUUUUCACAUUCUUCAACAGGUUCCACAUCUAUAUCUUAAUCGUCAAGCCACUCUGUAUAGUCAGAUGAAUGAGGUUAAAGGAUAAGAGAUUUCUACCAUGUUAACCCUGCAAUAUUGUCAAAGGUUAAUUUUUUUAUGUUCCGCACAUUCAUUACCAUACAUUUUUAACAGAAAAGAUUUUUCUUUGAUGCAAAAUGAACGCCGCAUUUAUCGGAUGUACGUUCUUUGAUGCUGCAUCGAAUACUUAAGUAGUAAAGAUCAUAAUGUGUUAAUUUAUUAUAACAAACGUUUUUGCGUUUCUGAAUAUCUUAAAGUGAACAAAAUUCUGAUUGUACGAUGUGUUUUGGAGGUGAUGUGAUUAAAGCUAGAGUUUGUAGUAUUGGGACAACUGGCGAUAGACAACUGUUAGAUAAAAUCAUGCGUGAAUCAUAACUGUGGUAUUAUAUUUACAUAUUCACUGGUAUUCCUGCACGUGGAUAAAAUACUAUUCCGGAGUUCAUGUUAGAAGUUCGUUGUUGUUAUCAGUAUCAUGUGGAUCAGGCAACUUCAUUAUCAUCUAAAGUAAGAGCAUUUCAAAUAUCAGCAAGAGUAUUUUCUGCUUGGGCGAAAUUCGGCAACUCGUGUUCUUCGUCAAUAGUUUUCUGACUAUCAGCGAGAUGAUUUUCGAAAGAAUCAUGUGAAAAAACCAGCCUGUCAGCUGGUGACUUAGUGCGGCCAUGCGUCGUUCAACUCCGUUGAAACAGCUACUAUCAGGAGCAUUUGUAGCGAUCAUGAUGCGUCAAGGUUAUAGGAUUUGAAAUGAGAAAUAGCUUACUCGAUGACUUAAGGGAGUCGUGGGUUUUCAUCUAGCCCUUCAUUGACGGUCAUGAUCACAAUAAGUUUAACGAAGCCUUAUGGAGUUUUCGCUAGGUGUUAAAAUUCUGGAAGCUUAAGUAAUCUUUAAAAGUUAUUACCAGAAGAACUUGCAGAAAAAGACGAAUGUAUUACGUAUCAAGUUAAAUCACCCCUUCGGGAUCGCAUAUUUUUCUAUCUGUAGUUGGAAUACCUGCGUAUACAGCGGGAAUCAAUUUGUGUCUUUCAGCCAUGACCCAAUCAUGGUCAGGCAUUUGCGCUAGGUAAUCUUCUAAGUGCAUGAUAAAAUAUGCUUUGUUUGUUAUUCGUGAUUUAUCAUCUGAUAAAACAUCAAACGCUUGAGCCUAAAAUUUAUUAUAAAGCUUAACUAAUGCCGCGACUUGGCUCAAUUUACAGUACCAUGCUAUCAGUUGUUUAUCAGCUAUUUCUCACUUACUCUCAAUAUCCAUUUAUUAAACCCUUUUAAAUCACUUUUCUUACUAUUCCAAAAUUGAUUUGUCUCGAUCUGACAAAUUUGGCAAUACUUUUAAGGAUAACCUUUCACCCAAGAAUUGUAAAGAGGCUGAUGUAAGUUUCCUGACAUUUUAACAUUUUUGAUUUUUUUGAAAUCUCGAUAAAAUUCUUUAGAACUUACAACAUGGCACUUUGAUUCAACCUCCAGACAUCGCGCAAAUGACCAAUGAUGCACAACAUGUACUCUGUUUAAUCGGUAGUAGACAACACUAUUAUCGAUAUUAUGCACUUAUAUAGUAUAUAUAGUAUUAAUGGAUACUAUAAUAUGAGUAUUGUUGUUUAUAUUAAAGGACUAAUCACUGUAUCUAAAUGUAACGUUUUUUGUGCUUAAUUAUUCUCUCAUGAAUAUUGGACUUUACUAACCAUAUAGACUUCCUGUACCUAGUAUAAAUUCUACUCAAAUAAUCAGAUUGAAAAUUUUAUUGAAAUAAUUGUUUUUUACGUAAGCUUCUUAAUCACCUCUCCCCCUUUCCCUGCGUAAGAUUUUGUAGGAUGAAGUAAAACCUUCUUUCUCCCUAAACAUCUUACGACAUUUAUGGAUGGUUCCUAACAUUUAAGUACUAAAAACCAAUAAUAAAUAUUAUCUUGCAUUAAUAGGAUAAUCAUUAACUAUGUUUGAAGUCUCUGCAACAGCAAUAACAAUUAGACCAAUUAAGUCGGUAUUUAUCAAAUAAUAAAAUCUACUAGAAAUACUUGCAGCUUUAAAAAGGAAAAUCUUCGUAAAUUAUUAAACUAAUAACUAUGCAUAGACCUUUCCAGAUUGUUUUUGACUUAAUCUUAUUGUUUUGUUUUAUGGCCUUUCCGUAGUUAUUUUUGGAUUAAAAUUUGUUUUUAUCUACGUGAUUAGCCAUAAAUUUAUGGGACACCACUGUACUUAUACUUGCUUCCAGCAAUAUUCUAUUUUACGGUUUAUUCGUCAAAGGAGCGUUCAAAGGCUCCGCCAGCGGCAACUUUGAUGAUAAAAAAAGCCGCAAAACAAAAUACACUAGUUUAUACGAACAAUGUGCUUCGACGAAAAAUCGUUUUUUAGUCUAACUUCUAAUCCGAAAAUGACUUUUUUUUUUCAGAGAAACGUUUUUGAAAUUUUUGUUUAUGCCAUAGUGCAGGUAAUACAUUAACAGUAAGCAUAAUUUUUUUGAAGAGCGUGUAUUUCGAGAGGCACAAAUAUUACGUUUACGGCAAUAUAUGAUUUAUGUCAAUUAAACUCGUAGUUUUUGCAAAACAACAGUUGAAAGUUGCAACAAAGAGCAUUUUGAAAUUUUUACCAAAUUGUCAAAAGUUCUGGAACAAAAAUUUUGUUUAUAUCAUCAAAAAUUAUGUGAGCUCAAAGACAAUUUUGUCACCUACAUUUUUAGCCUAAAUGAGUCCAAAGCAAAUGAAAAGCGUUAAAGUUAUGACGCGUAAUGUCAACGUAUGAGAUUUUGCAAUUUUUGACAAUAUUUGAGGUCAAAAAUACGUUUUUACUCUUAAACAUCCAGUAAUAGUCGAUCAUCACGCCUUGAUCCCAAGAGCCCUCAUAACACUUUUCAGUUCUGCAGCAAUGUCUUGAUGAAAUCGAUUGCCUUAUUCAUCACCUUCAACACCUAAAUUCGAGGGGAAAAAUUGAAAUGACUGUGAAGUAGCUACGUUUUCAAAGACAUGCGAGCACCUGUGAACAUAAACGAAGUUAAAUAUUAGUUUCUUAGUAAUAUGAUUCCAGUAAUUUGAUAUAUUAUAGAGUGUGUAUAUUUUCCAAUAAUAACCAAUAGCAUUGAUGUUUUUUCGUCAUUGCAUAAAUCAACUAACGGUUUGUGCUCCUGUUGUUUCCUAAUAUUCCAUGAGCAACUUUUUGGUAAGCUCUCCAAGCUUUAGCUUCGGAGGAUUCUAAGCACUGUGUAGUGACGAAUAUACCCGUUUUGAUUUUCUCUGUUGACAAUUUUGGGAAGUUAAUUUUUAACUAUUUCAGAGCUGUAUUUUUUGGAUUUUUUGCCAAAUCUCUUGCAAAAUUUUUCAUUAUCCCAUAAGCCAGUGUGCGAAGGAGGGAAUCCAACUUUUUUUUCUCUCAUCUAGUGCUUUUUUGAUAACGUUGCUUUUUCAUUGGACGUGCUUUACACGGUUCGGCCAAUUACGUUGAGUAAAAUGUUUUUCAUCUGCUCUGCUGUUCCAAAAAGGCAAAAAACUAAUGUAUUUUUAUAGCAACGUUGCAGACCAGUCAGUAUAGCGACAACUUUUAAAUCUCAGCAUAUCUUUCAGUUAUAUGAACUGUAGUUAAUCAGUUGAAGUACCUCUUCCAUCGUCUCGUACGUUUCUUUGGCAUUAGGUGAGUAAUGGAGAUCGAUGGUUUCUUGUUGCCUUUGUGCAAUACUGCACCCUUAACAUCAUACUUGCUACCAUUAAUGAAUAGACGCCACUCGUUCGGUUCAUCAGUUUCUUCAAGUAAAACAAACAACUCAUUUACAUUGUUGCAGUAGCAAAAAUCUUCUGUUUUUAAGAAAUAUUGAUGAAAGUUUUUACUGCGAUUUCGGUAAUACGCUACAGUAAUACCACAUUCCAAAUAACCGCGUUCCUGUUAAUGUUAAGCGAGAAGUUCCGAUUUUUUUUAUAAGUUGAGAUCACGAUUUAAAUCGUUUAAUGCUAUUUGAUGUAUUAUUACCAAUUUUUUACUGUGUUUGGAAUAGGGUUGACAUUUAAAAUCGAAGAAGUGUUGAGAAUUGACAUUUCGGGUACUGGAAAGAAUGUGGUGCGGUCUCUUUCACUGAUGAUACCUCGGGAUACACAGCUAUACUGUAUUUUCCUCCUCGAAUUGUAGUGGGAAAAAAUAGCAUCAGUCACAAUGAUUAAGGCUUUGCUAAGCUCGUUCAACUGUACAAAAGAUAUAGCGCAGGCAAAGUUGGGAAUCCACGUUUCCUCUAAAUUUUUUGCUCGGAAAUCAAAACAUUGCUCUUAAGCUGCUAAGAUAUGUGUGGUGAGCUUUUUGCGGGCACUUUUAUAUGAAUAUAUACAAACUACAAAUAAAACAGAACUUAUCUGAUGCGUUCUUGCACAUUUCAGUGUACUUUCUUAUCAUAAAUAAACGCAAUAACACAGAUAUCAUAAAUAAAUGCAAUAACAAGGGUAACAGUUAAUAAUUAUUAUAGUAAUAUUUAGUAAAUUACAAACUACACAGACAAACCAAAAAACAUGGCCACACUCCACAGCGCAUCAUCGCUCCGACAAUUAGUACAGAUUUUCGUAUAAAAUGAAUAUUGGUUUUAAUAGUGACCCUUAGAAUAAUUAUUUAGUGUGACUCAAAACACAGGAUGUCAUUAUUCACUUUAGUUCGGGACUGCAUACAUCAGGAGUAUAUAGGGUAAUCGCGCGAGAGAUGAACCACCUUUUUAAUUUUUGCUGUGAAAAAUCUAAAAAUAGUUUAAUAUUAUUUGAGGAAAAACAUUUAUUACUGAAAAACUGUAAUUAAAACAAAUGGUAUCUUCAUUGAAAAGCUCUAAAACAUCAACUGGUUUUUUACUUAAAAAAUCCAUUAUAAAACCCUAAAAUAGUCCAACUCUCCCUGAAUGUGUGAGUUAGUUGAACCGCAUACUUGGUGUAGUUAAAGUAUAAAUAGUUAUAAGUAAUCCUAUAAAAACUAAAGUAUUAUUAAUGGAACAAAUUAUUGCAUCUUAAACUAACAAGGACCUUUCUUGCCACAUCUGUCGCACAUAUUUUCAUAUUUUUAGCAGGAUUCGUGGAGCCAGCGAGUGCAUACAAUACGUUGUAUCCAAUUGUCAGUCUUGGUUUUUUUAUUAUAAUUUUCUUUACAGCCAGCAUAAUCUUUCUCUUGAAUUGUAUUGGUGCUUUGUAUUUUCCUUUUAGCAAUCUGUUCUGGAAACGUUAAAAUUAGUGCAAUUAUCCGGCUUCACUUUUUAACAGAGGCCACGUCUUCUGCACGUUUAGUAACUGGACUUAUCAUAUCCAGCAUCUUACCAGGAAUUAGGUCACUAAGAUUUUCGUUCGCCUAGUUGUUUUGCACGGGGUUGGCCAUAUUUUUUUUCCUUUUAUUACAGGAGAACGAUGUGAAAUAAAACUAUUUGACUUCGGUUCCCAAUGAGAACAUCCUGGUUUUCCAGGAGUUGCAGUUGUCCCCAUUCGAAACCAAAAAAAUAAAUGUUUUAACCUCAUUCCAUAAAUUAAGGAGAAUAUUCUCACCAAAUUUUGACUGGUAUUUGCAGAUUGCUAUAUUUGAAGGUUGUUAAAACUAUUGUCGGACCGAACAGCAUAUUCUGGUAUUGCCUUUGGUCAAAAAACAGAAUAAUUCUGGUACCUCCAAAACUAGUUAUAGUGUUACUUGCCCAGGACUCUGUCAGAAGUUGACCAAAUUGAAGCCUUCCUCUUUUCUUGAUGAAUUGGUUUGCCCGAAAGUAUUAUACGCUGAAUAAUAAAUGUGCUCUUAGCGUUUUAUAUACCGCUUUAUAAAGGGGCUGAAGUGGUGUGCGCUGGAAUUUUCAUCAGCAAAUUCAAGCAUUUCGCAAAGGUUGCAGUGAGAUCUAUGGCCAUCACGGAUUAGAAAAGCCUUUUUUACUGGUUUUCGAGGCAUAAAAUAUUACAAUAAACUUACCAUUAUAAUAAGCAACAACACUAAUUGUUUCGCCUUUUUCUCCCGAUGUACUGGAGGUUACUGCUUUUGAAUCUUUGCAGCAAUCACUUGUCCUUGUAAAAUAGUUGUCAACAAUUUCUCGACAUACCGCUGUCAAGCGAUUUACUGAUACACUUCUGCAAUUCUUAUGCUUAGAUCUCCAUGGCGGUUAAGAAAAACAUGCAACAAACCUAUCCUGCUAUUUCAGUGGUCUCAUUAAAAUGAUGUUUCAGCUUUAAUUGUUCUGCAAGUGGAAGCGCCAUAUGUCGCACAUCUGCUCGUGUAGGGCAAAAGCAAAUUUUUGAGUUUUUAAAUAUGCGCUACCAGCCUGCUCUCAUUUUCUUCCCCUAAGUUGACCAGAUUUCUUCUCAGCAAAGCCUUUGGUAUAAUAAAAUCCUUCGCUGCUGAAUUGACACCCAUUGUCCUAGUCGCUAUGGCCUCAAUAGCAUUUCUGAGAUCCUCUUCCGACCAAGUCGCUCUUUCUGAACGCAACUAUCUCUGAUAUUUCGUGGGCAUUCUAAAAAAAAAACAAUAUAUUAUAGCUGGUCCAACUAUGCCAAUGCCAUCUAGUUCAUCUGUGCCAUUAUUAAAGAUUAGAUAGACCACUACGUAGUUCAUAAUAAAAUCAAAAAUAUACAUUUGCGAUGUUUAUAAAUUAAAAUAUAGACACUAGCGUGACAAAAUUUUACUACAAAACGGCAUUUUUUACUUACGUUUAGUCAGAAGCACAAUUUUAAAAUCAUAUUAGAAAGUUUUCCUCCACGUGCACAAGUCAGGUUAAUUUCUGUUUAAAAACUGCACUUAUACACAUCGGAACUACUGAACAUCGACUGAUCGAUGGUUCAUCUCUUCCGUAAUUACCCUAUGCGGGACAAUCACGAACUUAAUAUAUAUACCUGGACUGCUAAUGCAUAUGACCACGAUACCCAAAAAUGACCACUGCCUGGGGGCCGCCAUUUUUAUAGUGGUUGUGUUCUUUUGAUGUUGGUCACUCUUAACAUUUUUAGUGUUGCCAACAAAAAAUAUAUUGAAUAACGGAAUUGAUUUAAAAUGAUGAAAAAUAUAUUGAAUCAGCUAUAUUUUGAUUUUUAUAGAUGGUUGUACCUAUUAAUGUGGAAACACGCUGUACAUGGAAGGAAAGUAAAACUCGAAGUAGUAAAAAUAGAAUGAAAAUAAAAAGUGCUUUUAACUGAAUUUGUUAAUACAAGUAAAUACAAGCAAAAAUGUAAACGAAGAUCAUUAUUUUCAGGGUAUUUGGAUUUAUAAGAUUCAAGAUUAUCAGAAUAAUAAAACAAAUAUUUUAAAGUGCAUGCAUCUUAUUCCAAGUUGAUUGAAAUUUUGUCUCAUUUUAGGUGAGGAUUACUUGUUUUCAUAAAUUUUAACGAAAUUCUUAAGAAAGUACAAGAAAAAUCACAGAUCUAACGCAACUAUCUUAAAUUCCUACCUAUAUGUAACUCUCUAUUUUGUAUCUCUCUAUUUUGUAUUUUUGUAAACUUAACCUCUCAAAAACUUUAAUUGUUUUAUUUCCCUAUAACUGGCAUAACUAAAAUUUGUCAGAGUGACCAACAUCGAAAGGACACAAUCACGCAAAAUGAUGGCCCCCCAAGUAGUAGUCAUUUACUUUUCAUUGAAUUGGCAGUCCAGCUAUAUUUAUUAAGUUCGUGAGGACAAUUAGAUUGCCUUCAUUUACGUAACACGUCAUAACUUUUACAGAUUUUCUUGGAUUUGAACGAACUUAGGCUCAAAAUGAAGGUGACAAAAAAAUCUCAAAAACUACGACUUCAAUUUACACAAAUCGUAUAUUGCCCCGAAGGUUAUAGCCUUAGCCUUUCAAAAAUUCACGCACUUCAAAAAAAAAAGGCAAUUUCGAAAUCGGUUCUGUGAAAAAAAAAUAGUCAUUUUCGGUUUCAGCGCCCUGAGAUUAGUCUGAAAAACCCCUUUUUGUCGAAGUACAAUGUUAAAAGUAAAUAUUUGUAAACCAGCGUUAUCGUUCACGAAAACUAUAUCGUUAUUCCAUUAAAUACUCUACUGCAAAAAGAGAUACCCUACUGCAUUGGAGGAUUUACGUUUUAUUCUGGAAAGCAAUAAAACAAAAUUCUUUAUUGUGGAUUAGUGGGAUUCUGUGACAUGAACUAUUUCAAACUGUUUGGCAUAUUUAAAACUGUAUAGAAAUAGUAUUUUACAUAACAGAAUUCUUGUAAAAAAAAACGAGAAAGGACCGAUCAAUGAGACAUGAAUGAAGGUCUCUCGUUCUUUUCCUAGUACAAAAUAUGAAUCGCCAAAAGUGAAACUGUCUUUUUUGUGCAUCACAGUUUUAGUACGUUCUAUUUAAAAUGAUAUUAGCUCUAAAAUUUUAAUAAAAGCACUUUCUGACAAUAGGCUACCCUUUUGUAUAUCAUGUUUUUAUUAGAGGCUUGUACUUAAUAGUUUAAGUUAUUCCCGCUUAAAAUAACGUUGCAAUAUUUAAGUAUUUAAGGCGUACUUAACUUAACUGUUUUAAAAAAAUUAGGUUCAUGCUUUAUUCAUCCUUUAAACAUACGCCUCUGGUUUUUGUCUUACAUAAAAACCAUCAUUUAUAAAAAUAGAUCUUAAAAUAGGUUGUUGUUAAUUAUUAUAUAAGGUUUAGCAUUUAGAAUGUUAUAUAUUGCCAGUAUAUAGGCUGCCCCAAGGUUAAAGGGUACAGCCUGUAGGCCAUAAGAAAGCAUUUUCUUAAAAAAAAAAACAAAUUAACCAGUGAUGAACUUUUUAACACGGGUCUGUUUUGUGGUUUUUAUUAAUAUUUUAAAAUAACGUUUAAUUUUGUAAAUAGUUAUGUUAGUUAGUAGUUUCUGAAACUGUUAGAUUUCUUGUUUAUAUUGCACAGUUUUACCCCGGAGGUACGAUCUACUUAAAAAAAAUGAUCUGAUGUUUUUCUGUCUUUUUUAUAUUAUGUAUUUAUAUUUCUUAUGUAUAGAUAUUCCCUGGUACCUUUAAAUAAGAGGUACUGGUUUUUACCUACCUCAACAAUAUGAAAUAUGUUAAGCCAGAUUUAUUCAUAUACACAGGCAAAGUAAUGUUAUUUUUUAAAACAGAUACUCCCAUAGUAAUUAGCAGUGAUUUAAACUCAGGAAACCUAUAUAAUAUUAGUGCCAUAUUUUUACACAUCACCUUUUUUUUGUGGAUUCAAAAAAAAACAUAAUAAGUAAUAAGAAAAGCAAAUAAGUAGAAUAUGCUGUGUUCCUAAAGAUAUAUUAACGGUUCUCCAACAAUACCAAAAUCUAUGAUACUCAUGUAUAUAUUUUUUUGUAUAUAAAACAAAAAGUAGCUCGUUUUAUAAUAAUUGUUGGGGAAUCGGGUGCCUUUUUUAAACUAAAUAACUGUAAAUCGGUUAAUGGCCGAUAAGUUCCUAAAAUUCAUGUCCCUUUGCACGGCAAUUCGUAAAGAAACUAACGCGUAAAAAGUUGCAAACUUAGAGGUAAAAAGAGUGUGACGCCUGAAGAAAUUAGUAUCGUGAGUAGAAAAAUUAUACUUUAAGCAAGAAUCAAGUUUUAAUUAAAAAGUUUUUUUUUUGUAUGUUCAUUAAGUAUGCGUCCUCUAAACGUUGUAUUAACAAUAUUAUUUGCAUUUCUUUAAAGUUUAUUUGAUUUUUUGAGAUAGAGGUAGGUGCAAUAACUUGUUAAAUAUGAGUUAGAAGUUAAUAUUUUUUGCAUAUUUGCCAUAUUAUUAUGUUAAUAAUACGUUUGUGUAUCGUUUAUAUACUUGAAUAAAAUAUAUUAAAAAUUUAA
Molecule: messenger RNA, 14596 nt
Organism: Anthonomus grandis grandis
Lineage: Eukaryota; Metazoa; Arthropoda; Insecta; Coleoptera; Curculionidae
Gene: ab
Product: protein abrupt
Exons: 11
Coding region: 540-2522 (660 amino acids)
Biological process (GO): regulation of transcription by RNA polymerase II
Cellular component (GO): nucleus
Molecular function (GO): protein binding
Source: RefSeq, a predicted model, not a curated record